AUGAAUCCCACGGAAGCUGAAACUAUUGCUGAUUUGGUUCAGAAUAUGAUUAUUUCUUUAUGUGGUGAACAAAAACCAGAAUCAAUCAGAAGAUUUAUGCGUUUUUCCCUUGGCUUACUGUCAUCUACUCAAGGUAUAGAAACACUGAGAGAAGAUGAAGUAACUGUAGCAACAUAUAUAAAGAGUAAAUUAUCACCACAAGAUGCAAUACAGUUUGAUAAACUGCAUAAUGAUUUAAAAGAUGGGCCCUUGAAGAAUCGUAUAAGCAUUCUAAUAUUUCUGUUGAACAUGGGUCAAUCGGUGGAACAAAUAAAGGACAGGAUCUUUUCAUUUCCAGAUAUGAAAUCAGAAUUAAGCCCAAUUGCAUCAACUAGUGGACAAUUGUCACAAACAUCAUGUUCUCCAGCGCAAAUUAUAUCAUUAAAUACUACAGAAACAAGUUCAAAAGGAUUAUUAAUAAAUCCAAAUAAAAUAUUCAAUGAGGAGUCCAUUUCAGAAGAUGUAUUAGUUCAAGACUUGAUAUAUUCUUUUCAAAGUGUUGAAGGAAAAUUUUUAAAAUUAGACUCCAGUUAUGGAUUUCAGAUAGACCCUGUAGCAAAAAUUAAUAGAUCACAAAAACAAGCUGUUUUAAGACUAAGUGAACUGGGAUAUUUACAUAGUGUAGUGCGAAAAGGGUUAAAGAGAAUGUCUGUAACUGGUGCAGGUAGAGUCACCGAUAGCUUUGUUGCUGCAUUACAUAAGGAAUUGUCAGAAUAUUACAGAUUCAUAGCCAUAAUGCAAGAAGAAGUGAAUAGGUCUCAACAUCAAAUGGUUACAUAUAAAGUUACAUUAUCCCAUUUACAUCUUUGGGCAUACGAGCCUUUGGAAACUCUGAAAUGGUUAGCAAGUAUAGUAAGAGCUUGUCAAGGUCAAAAAGGUGGUGCAUUAGCAUCAACUGUUUAUGAAUUUAGUUAUCAUGGAGAUGCUAUUGUGAAGAAUUUAGUCAAAAGAAUUUUGGAAAGUAUUUGCAAUCCUUUAUACAGCAUGUUAAAGAGAUGGAUCGCUGAUGGAGAGUUAGACGAUCCAUAUAAGGAGUUUUUCAUUCAAGCGUGCAAUGAUGUUAGUGGAGAUAGAAUGUGGCAUGAGAAAUAUCAAGUGAGAAAUUCAAUGGUGCCAUCUUUUCUUAGUAAAGCACAAGCGAAGAAGAUUCUGGGAACAGGAAAAAGUAUUAAUUUCUUACGUGAAGUUUGUAAAGAUUUUUCACCAUGGCAAGAUAGACAUGCAGAUAUGUUUAGGAAUACUGAUGAGGAAUAUAAUGUUGAAGUCUUUUUUGAUAUGGAUCCAGAUGGUCGUUUGCAAACUAUGAUGGAUGCUGCUUACAAAGAAACUUCAACAAGAGUUGUUGAAAUAUUGACAAAACAAUAUCAUCUUAUGGAUCAUUUACAGGGAAUUAAGGGAUAUCUUUUGCUUGGUCAAGGCCAUUUUAUUCAACAUCUUAUGCACUUAUUAGAGCCUGAAUUGACUAAACCAUCAAGUUCUUUAUAUGGUCAUAAUGUAGCAUCUAUACUUGAAAUUGCAAUAAGGGCAACUAGUACAAAGUUAAAUGAUUUACAUGUGCAAAAACGUUUAGACUUCAGAUUAUUAGCACCUUCAGAAAAUGAAAUAGGAUGGGACGUUUUUAUUUUAGAUUAUAAUGUUGAUGGACCUAUAGGAACGAUUUUGGAACCAUGCAGACAAACAUAUCAAAUGGUCUUCUUUGCCUUGUGGAAGGCCAAGAGAAUGGAGUCAAUUUUAUCUGCUAUUUGGAAGCAACAGACAACAUCAGCAAAAAUGUUUAGAAAAAUGCCGGAAGUAUUACCUAUCCAGAAUCAUAUACAUUUAAUUACCAGUAGCAUGGUCCAUUUAGUUCAUCAAAUGCAAUAUUAUUUUUUAUUUGAGGUAAUCGAAUGUUCUUGGGAUACAUUUGCGAAGCAACUUCUUCAGGCGUCAUCCCUUGAUGAUAUAAUUGCAGCUCAUAGUCAUUUUGUUGAGUCUGUAAGACAUGGUACAUUGUUAGAUGAAAAAUCGCAAGAACUUAUGGAUCAUUUACGUUCAGUUUACAGUCCAAUACUAGAUCUUCAGAAUCUUGAGGAAACUUUUCUUGCUCGUGCUACUCAGGAAUAUGAGGCAAGAUUAAAUGAUAAUAAUUUUGAAUAUGAAACAAAAAAAUGGAAUCGUACAAAUAAAAAAGAUCAAGAAAUUGAAGAAAGAGAGAAAGCAUUUGCAAAAUAUCUGAAUACACUUUCAAUACAAUUGAGACUACUUUCGAGAACCUAUCAGGAUCGUGUGAAAAAAUUUUUAUUAAUGCUUGCUUCAGCUGAAGACGUGUCUUUGCAAUUACUUAGUGUACGAUUAGAUUUUAAUGAAUACUACAAAAGUAAAGAUAGCCGACUAGUUGUGCCAUUGACAUAUCAACAUCGCAGACAAAGUGAUCAAACAUUUUUUGGAUGCAAGUGACAAUUGGAGGUAGAAAAUUUAUUAGAAACCUUCAAUGAUUCAAACCAUCUUUCAAAUGAAUGCUGUAUCUCAACUGAACGGAAUUCAUUUAACGUUAAUAUCAAAGAUAUAAACCACACUCAUCCAAAAUGAUAACAGAUGUCAAUGACGUUUUGCACAAAAAAAGUUAU
This is a messenger RNA of Cyphomyrmex costatus, 2645 nucleotides long. RefSeq names its product gamma-tubulin complex component 3 (gene Grip91). Bases 1 to 2475 code for a protein of 824 amino acids. Gene Ontology annotation, molecular function: gamma-tubulin binding; microtubule minus-end binding. The transcript is spliced from 12 exons. Gene Ontology annotation, cellular component: spindle pole; gamma-tubulin complex; microtubule organizing center. The record is from RefSeq and is a predicted model, not a curated record. NCBI's taxonomy places the organism in Eukaryota, Metazoa, Arthropoda, Insecta, Hymenoptera, Formicidae. Gene Ontology annotation, biological process: microtubule nucleation; cytoplasmic microtubule organization; spindle assembly.